This is a messenger RNA of Trichogramma pretiosum, 2281 nucleotides long. RefSeq names its product cilia- and flagella-associated protein 52-like. Gene Ontology annotation, molecular function: protein binding. Gene Ontology annotation, biological process: cilium assembly. The transcript has 6 exons. Bases 117 to 2225 code for a protein of 702 amino acids. Lineage: Eukaryota; Metazoa; Arthropoda; Insecta; Hymenoptera; Trichogrammatidae. The record is from RefSeq and is a predicted model, not a curated record.
GCGCUACUUCACCGAGCGCACAGUGAUGCAAGUCGAUUAUAAAAAAGCCAAUAUUUAUAUUCACUUUUGAAAAGACAUCAACAACAACAGCAACAACAACAACAGUAGCCGCAACCAUGUCGAUUCAAGACCUUGAAUUGAGUGGCAUAAUAGCCUUCGACGGGUUGACGAAAAAUGGCUUGAAGCUGCACCCCGACCAAAGGCACUUGGUCUACCCGAUGGGCAACAAAGUGAGCGUGAAAAACAUCAGCAGCGGCCAGCAGACGUUCCUCUCGGGCCACACGAACCUCAUCUCGGCCAUGUGCAUCUCUCCGUGCGGGCGUUACAUCGCCUCGGGCCAGAUCAAUCACUCGGGCUUCAAGGCCAUGGUCAUCCUGUGGGACUACGAGGCGAAGAAGCUCAGGAGCAGCUACGAGAUCCACAAGGUCCGGGUGGAGGACCUGUGCUUCUCCGCCCAGAGCAACUAUCUGAUGAGCCUCGGGGGCCGCGACGACGGCAACGUCAUCAUCUACGACGUGGCGAGGAGUCAGCCGCUGUGCGGCACGUUCGCCAGCACGGAGAUCGCCGGCAACGCGUACACGAUCACGCGGGCGAAUCUGCGCGACCGGUGCUUCGUCACCGGGGGCGACGGCACCCUCAAGGUCUGGCGCAUCGAUCCGGAGGCGCGCAAGGUCCUCUGCACGGACGUGAAGAUGGGCAAGCUGCGGCGCUGCAUCAACUGCCUGGCCAUAGACCAGCGCGACGAGGAGGUCUACUGCGGCACGACGUCGGGCGACGUGAUCCGAGCCAAGCUCAACUUCCAUCACAACGUCGAGCACGCGGAGCCGGUCCAGCCGCCGGUCAUGAUUGGCUGCUACUCGAAGCUGUCCAAGUGCGCGAAGAAUCGCAAGAACGGCCUCGGCGACCUGUACGCGGGCGGCGUGAGCAAUCUGCUGCUGCGCAACGACGGCCGGCUGAUCGUGGGCUCGGGCAACGGCGCGGUCGAGCUCGUCGAGGUGCUGCCGGAGCCGGGCAAGAUCAACAAGAAGCUCAAGUCGCCGAGCACGCCGCAGCUCAGGACGAUCCUCGCGGAGAACGUGCGCAGCGGGGUCACGUCGCUGCUGCUCGUCAAGGAGACCGACAUCAUCGUUGGCACGCAGCUCAGCGAGAUCUAUCAGAUCAAGCUCAAGGAUUUCGACAUGCGGCUGCUCGUCACCUGUCACACGGCAACCAUCUACGACGUCGUCUUUCCGCACAACUACUCCGAGAUAUUCGCUACGGGCAGUAAGAACGACAUCAGACUCUGGAGAUUGGACACUCGCAGGGAGUUGCUGAGAAUCAGCGUGCCCAAUUUCGUUUGCACGAGUAUUUUCUUUUCUUACGACGGUCGAAUGCUGAUAUCGGCCUGGAACGACGGCAUCAUCCGAGCUUUCACACCUCAGAGCGGUCGGCUGAUUUUUGCCAUUCUCAAUGCUCAUUUUAAAGCCGUAUCUGCCAUCACCUUGUCCCGGGACAACAAGAGGAUAAUAAGCGGUGGCUGCGACGGCCAGGUGCGUAUUUGGGAAAUACUUCCGGAGAAACAGCGGCUCGUUUGCGUCCUCAAAGAGCACAGAGGAUCCGUCACCAGCCUACGCAUCAAUCAGGAGGGUAAUCAAGUCAUCAGCUCGAGUACGGACGGCACAUGCAUUGUCUGGGAUAUCAAUCGCUGCGUUCGUAAGCAGGUGCUCAUAGGCAACACCAUGUACAUGGCUGCAUGCUUCAGCCCCAACGGUGUGCAGAUCCUCACUUGCGGCACCGAUCGCAAAAUCACCUACUGGGAAACCCUCGAUGGCUCGAUGAUCCGCGAGUUGGAGGGUUCGGGUUCCGCCGCUCUGAACACCAUCGACGUCAGUCCGGACGGCGAAUAUUUCGUCACUGGUGGGAACGAUAGUGUGGUUAAGCUCUGGCACUAUCACAACGGCGAGAUCACCCACAUCGGCAUGGGACACGCGGCCAUCGUCACGGCGGCCAGAUUCAGUCCCGACGGUAGGCACAUAAUCACCGUCAGCGGCGAUGGGGCCAUCAUGAUCUGGAAAUGCCCGUUCCCGAUGAAGAAGCCACCCGAGCCAUCGUCCGCGCGCAGCCUUGCCUCCAGCAGAUCCACUUUAAAUUUGGAUCUUGGCAAUGAAAAUGUAGCGGAAUUGACACCUCGAUCGGAAGUGGCCGAGAGCGUUAAGGCUGUUUACGAAGGUAGAGUCAACAAUUAAGGUGAAUUUUUGCAGAUACAAAUGCGAAAGAUGAUUUUCUUUCAGGUAACAAAGAA